Molecule: messenger RNA, 2711 nt
Organism: Hemiscyllium ocellatum (epaulette shark)
Lineage: Eukaryota; Metazoa; Chordata; Chondrichthyes; Orectolobiformes; Hemiscylliidae
Product: zinc finger protein 850-like
Exons: 5
Coding region: 122-2149 (675 amino acids)
Source: RefSeq, a predicted model, not a curated record
AGAGACCCGACUGUUGCAGCGCACUUGAGUGUGAAGCCAGAAACAGCUCUACGGCCUGGAAAGAGGAAUUCACGGUGAGGAGGGGCUCUACACGCAUUUGUGUACAGCUGGAGCUUCGGCCAUGGAGAAACCUGAGGAAUCCCACCCCGAGGAGGAAUCGUGGAAGUGUGGUGACUGCGGGAAAGGCUUCCGUGCUCCAUCUGCCCUGGAGAUUCAUCGGCGCAGUCACACCGGAGAGAGGCCAUUCAUCUGCCCCAAGUGUGGGAAGGCCUUCAGCAAUUCCUCUGCCCUUAUGAGGCACCGGUGGGUCCACACAGGGGAGAGGCCCUUCAGCUGCCCCGAUUGUGGGAAGGACUUCAGUUAUUCUUCUGACCUGCAGACCCACCGACGGGUCCACACGGGGGAGAGGCCGUUCUCCUGCACUGUGUGUGGGAAGGCCUUCAGCACCUCCUCCACCCUCCUGACCCACUGGCGGGUCCACACUGGGGAGAGGCCAUUCACUUGUUCCGAAUGCAGGAAGGGAUUCACUCAGGAGGGCAAUUUCAGCUGCCCCGAGUGUGGGAAGGCCUUCAACGAUUCCUCUUCCCUUCAGACCCACAAGUGGGUCCACACACAGGAGAGGCCGUUCCCCUGCACAGAGUGCGGCAAGCUCUUCAGCAAUUCCUCCACCCUGCUGAAGCACCAGCGGGUCCACACAGGGGAGAGGCCCUUCAGCUGCCCCGAGUGUGGGAAGGGCUUUACCCAGAUGUCCGUCCUGCUGAUCCACCAGCGGAUCCACAUCGGUGAGAAGCCUUUCUGCUGCCCUGAGUGUGGGAAGGGAUUCACUCAGAAGGGCAACUUGCGCACGCACCAGCGGGUCCACACCGGGGAGAGGCCCUUCAGCUGCCCCGAGUGCGGAAAUGCCUUCAGCGAUUCCUCCACCCUACUGAAGCACCAACGGGUCCACACAGGGAAGAAGCCAUUCCCCUGCCCCGAGUGUGGGAAGGCCUUUAGCAAUUCCUCCGACCUGCUGAAGCACCAGCGUGUCCACGAAGACAUGGGGAAGAAAUCUGAAACCAAAAGACACAUCAACUUCUGGCAGAGCCACUUGAUUCACUGGGACUUUAAUAUCAGCAGCCAUUCACAUCGAGAAGACAUGUUUGCUUUUGUUUGCUUGAAAAUUUUGGACACUGGGAAGGAAACUGCUGUUGUGGGAAAGGAAUCACUCAGUCAUCCCAGCUGCAGGCUUUACCUGGUCUGGUCUACAAGUGACUCCAGACCCACAGCAGCCUGGUUGACUCUCGACAGCCCCUCGGCAAAUGAGCGGGGAGAAUCUUACUUGGAGACAAGGUGGAAAAAGUGCUUCAAACCAUUUCCUCAGCUUGGGGGAAUCAAAAUCACACCCCUCACGGUGGGGACAGACUGUGUACCAGUUCUGUUUGUAAUUUCAAACCCAGGUGACACAAGGAAUACACUCCCCAUGGGGAAACCGUGGAAAUGUGGGGACUGUGGGAAAGGAUUCCCUUCCCCCUCAGUGCUGGAAAUUCACAGACGUGUUCACAGCGGGGAGAAGCCGUUCAUCUGCUCAGUGUGUGGGAAGGGAUUCACAAAUUCUUCCAACCUGCGGGCGCACCAGUGGGUCCACACGGGAGAGAAGCCCUUCACCUGCUUGGUGUGCAGGAAGGGGUUCACGCAUUCAUCUGCACUGCUGACCCACCAGCGGGUCCACACUGGGGAGAGGCCGUUCGGUUGCUCAGAGUGCGGGAAGGCUUUCCGUCGUGUGAGCAACUUGAGGAAGCACGAGCGGGUCCACAUGGGGGAAAGGCCAUUCACCUGCCCCGAGUGUGGGAAGGGAUUCAUUGAUUCUUCCAGCUUGCUGAACCACCAGCGGAUCCACACAGGGGAAAGGCCAUUCACCUGCUCUGUGUGCGGGAAAGGAUUCAAUCAUAUGAGCAAUUUGCGGCAGCAUAAGCGGGUCCACACUGGGGAGAGGCCAUUCACCUGCCCCGAGUGUGGGAAGGGAUUUACCAACUCUUCCCACCUGCUGACCCACCAGCGGAUCCACACUGGGGAGAGGCCAUUCACCUGCUCCAAGUGCAGGAAGGGCUUCACCUGCUCCUCUGACCUCCAGAGACAUCAACGAGUUCACGUGCCAUCACAGGGAAAUUGAAGGAGUGACAGAUAAGUACCAUUUUUGACUAGACUAUCAACCCCGUUCUGGGGUCUCCCAGGUUUGAAUCCCACCGUGGUAGAUGGUGCAAUUGAAAUCUGGAGUUCAGAAUCAAAUGAUGAAACCAUUUUCAGGGGAAGAAAAACCCCACCUUAUUCACUCAUGUCCUUUUUUAGAGAAUGAAGCUAUCUUUGCAGGAAAGGAAUCACUCAGUUAUUCCAGCUGCAUCCUUUACCUGGUCUGGCCUACCCCUGACUCCAGACCCACAGCAGUGUGGUUGACUCUUGAUUGCAUCCCCCUCCUGUAUAUGAGCUGGAGAAACUAACUUGUAUACAGGGUGUAGGCUGAAACUGCUGAGUGAGGCAAUACUUCCUCCAGAUGAAGGCUGUACCAAGGAUCCAGUUCCAAAGGGAUAAUUUGGUGCUGACCAAUAGUAAAGAAAGUGGGGGAUGGGGAGUGUGUGCACUUUGACCUUGAGCUUUUUAUUUAAAAAACGCUACUUUUCGUGCACUUUUUUUUUCUGGGAAAAAUUGAAACUGUAAUGAAGCAGGGUUGUAAUAAA